AUGGCGGCCCUAGCCUUCAAGGCCAUCAGCUACGGCGCAGAGCAGAUUCCCGACAGCUUCUUCCACAAGUUACCCGGCGGCUACUUUGCACCCCCAGACUCGAAAGAGGGCAAGAAGAGAGGCAAGCACCUGAACCGCAACGAACGAGACGCAAGACAACGGCACCGGAGCGAAGACCGAUCCAGUAAGCGCAGCUCCCGGCAAGAGCGCAGCCCGCCGACAGAGUACUCUGACUACACCGACGACACCGACUACGAGCGCGAACGCGAGCGCCGAAAGAGGGAGCGACGACGCGCAAAGAGCACGGGAACCACUGCUAGUAGGAGUCUGAGUCGCGGACGCCACGGACGACACAGCAGCGACCUGGACGGGCAGCACAGCGAUUCACGAGACAUGGCCUCACCUCAGCAGGGACAGCCUUACUUCCCUCCUCCGCCCACUUCCGAAUACAAGCCCUAUAAUCCGCAGGAAUAUGCACCGAGCCCCGUGCAGGACCGCCGCCCUUCUGUCACUCCAGCCUACGGAUACUCUCCUCAGCCACCACCUACAGAGCCGCGCAAUGUCUCAUUAGACUAUGGCCAGUACGAUGCGCCCCGAAGCUCUAGGUACGCUCCCGGCCCCGGCUACGCUCCCUCGCCCGCUGUGGAUGCGCCUAUCCCUCCUCCGCCAGUGGGAUCGAAUUCCCCUAUGAACCCUUACCACCACACCGAGUUCCCUGCGAGCGGCGCUGGCUACCAGCCAUCUCCCCCGCCCUUCAACCGUCAGCGCUCCAACUCUCAGCCUACUUUCGCGCCUGUGCCCAGCGCAGUCUACCCGACCUACGUGCCCCCAUCGGCUGAACAGUCAAUGGCCGCAUACACCGACACUCGCUCCUCCCGCCGUGAGAGUACCAAGCCUCGUCGCGAACAUCGCCACAGGGCUAGGUCCGAGCAGCUGCGGGUGCGUUGGGUGCCAGGCAGAUGGCGACACGCUCGAGAAGCGGAAGCGACCGCCAUUCCAAGUCCCGCUCUCGCUCCCGAUCACGAACGCGUGCGCAUGACCGCGAACGCAGCAAAGGCCCCAGCCUCCGUGCUAGAAGCCGCAGCGUGA
Molecule: messenger RNA, 1089 nt
Organism: Alternaria conjuncta
Lineage: Eukaryota; Fungi; Ascomycota; Dothideomycetes; Pleosporales; Pleosporaceae
Exons: 4
Coding region: 1-1089 (362 amino acids)
Source: RefSeq, a predicted model, not a curated record